This is a messenger RNA of Enterobius vermicularis (human pinworm), 1713 nucleotides long. The record is from the annotation of a GenBank genome assembly. NCBI's taxonomy places the organism in Eukaryota, Metazoa, Nematoda, Chromadorea, Rhabditida, Oxyuridae.
AUGUCCGGACCUCUACGUCAAAGAAUCGCCACCGCCUCUCGUUACGCCAAAGCAACUCUAGAAGCUGUACAGAUCAACACGAAAGUAAAAACUUAUGACACUUUCGUUUCGGAAACGUCACCAUUUCUUGAUCUUAUUGAAGAAAUCCAUGACAAAUUAGCUGAUUUAUCUACGUGCCAAGCCAUACUCUCUAUGGCCCUCAACCGCUUAACUGCCACUCUCCCUCAACCGACGACAAAUCCAACUAUACAACUCAAACUCCCCACGCUACAAAUACCAAACUAUGCUAAUACUGAUGUUCGAAAAUGGCCACAAUUCCGGGCCUGUUUUACACACUCAGUCGAUGAGCGCCCUCUAUCCACCAUCGACAAAUUUAAUUGUUUACUGUCUUAUUUAGAAAGGGAAGCUCUUUUAAAAGUUGCCGGGUAUUCUAUAAUGCCGGAAAACUACGGUAUUGUGAAAAACGCACUGGAACCAUUACGGAAAUCCCGCGCUGCUCAAAAAGAAGCUGUUCGAGGAACUCCAACAAUGCCGCCUACCAAAGGUAUGCUUGAUUUUGCUUUCAAUCAAAUUGAACGCAUUAUUGGCUAUUUGGAGCAACAAAGUGAGAACGUCACUGACAACGUCGCUCUCGAAUCACUAAUCGAACCAAUGCUACCAAAAACACCAUUGCUCCAGAUUUGCACAAAAAAAUUGCACCUGCCCAACUGGAAGCUUGAGAACCUCCGGAACAAAACUGAAGCAGCACCUCUCGUAAGAAAAUACGCAGCUCAAACCCUACUUGCUUCAUUUGUCCGUUCGACAAGUCCAGCAAACUUACGUGCUCAAAUUCAUAAGUCUUCCAACAAAAAAAUAGUUGCCACUUCGACACCAAAAGCGGCCAAAAGCGACACCAGCAGACUACAUUCCCAAGUGUGCAUUCUGCCAAGAGCAACACUGGUCCGACAUUUGCCAGAAAUACGCCGAUGCAAAGAAUCGGACUUCUCGCGUUUAGGAUUCAAGAAUUUGUUUCCGAAUGCAGGAGACGAUAAUGAAAGCAUCGCGGUUCUUACUUCUCAAACCCAGUUGCAAAAAAAUGGACACUUGACCAAAAUCACGGAUAGCUUCCUUCUCACCAAACCCACCAAAGCUCUCAACCUGUACCAGCCACAUCUUCAUGAAAAAACAGUAGUCCUGUUUGACCUAAAUAAUCAAAAAUCUUUUAUCACUUCUGACUUGGUAAACCGCCUUCACUUACAACCAUCGAAACGAGAACAACUUUUGGUCACUGGAUUUGGCCAAAGGCAAUUAGCACCCGUUCAUUCAAAUGUGAUAGAAGUUGAGAUUCGCACCACUAAUGGACAAAUAAAGCAGCUGGCCGCCAACACUACUGCAACAACCAUCGGCAGCACGACAACCUUGUCUGUGAACGAAAAUAACCUCAAAGUUUUGCAAUGUCAGCAACCCACAAUGCUUCAGAAGCGCACCACUACACCAGAAAUACUAAAUGGGAUCGACGCUUUCUUUCAUUUUGUAGACUUCCAAUCGGUAUUCCACCACAAGCCAGGCUUUGUACUGCUCGAUUCUCUUACCGGUCCAAUUCUCGGAGGCAAAGGAGAAUAUCGCCAUUAUAACAACAGUCAACAACUCCUACCAGCAAACUACACAAGUGCAGUUGCGAAAAUAGAUCUCCGGCAAUUUUGGGGCCUUGAAGCAAUUGGAAUCCAUGAAUAA